Helicoverpa armigera (cotton bollworm) is the source of this 1417-nucleotide messenger RNA. Its product is annotated as GTP-binding protein 10 homolog. NCBI's taxonomy places the organism in Eukaryota, Metazoa, Arthropoda, Insecta, Lepidoptera, Noctuidae. The record is from RefSeq and is a predicted model, not a curated record. The coding region runs from base 112 to 1275 and encodes 387 amino acids. The transcript has a single exon. Gene Ontology annotation, molecular function: GTP binding; GTPase activity. Gene Ontology annotation, cellular component: mitochondrion.
UGUAAUGAGACACAAAUGUCAAAAGCACGUAAACAAGCAUGAAUAACCUAAAAAUUAUUUAAUUUAAUAUGUAAAAUUCCUGAAAUACUGAAUGUAAGUGUGUUGAUAACAAUGGUGUUUAUCUUCAGAACCUUGUUCGCUGCAAAGGAACUAAAGAAGCCUCGGAAUUACCUUCGAAGUAAGUUCAUAGAUUCAGUGAGACUACAUGUAAAAGGUGGUACAGGCGGGACUGGUCUCCCAAAGUUUGGCGGCUUAGGUGGACAAGGUGGCUGUGUUUACUGCGUCGGUAAAGAAGAUGCAAACCUCAGGAGUGUUAUGUCCAAACAUCGAGGCAAGACAAUUACCGCUGGUCAUGGGGAAGACAGUCGUAAAACAAAAAUAGUUGGUAAUCCAGGCUCAGACAUAAAACUAGAAGUUCCGCUAGGAAUUACUGUAUAUAGAGAUGACGGUAAAGUUCUAGGAUCUAUUGACAAGGAGGGUGAGACAGUAAUCAUUGCAAGAGGUGGGCCUGGAGGCACCCCAGAAACUAAUUUCCUUGGCCACUUUGGUCAGGUACACCACAUAAGAUUGGACCUUAAAUUAAUUGCUGACAUCGGGCUUGUUGGUUUUCCGAAUGCAGGAAAAAGCUCCUUAUUGAAAGCCAUAUCAAGGGCUCAGCCUAAAAUUGCAAACUAUCCGUUCACGACAAUAAAACCGAAUAAAGGAAUCAUAGCUUACAAAGACCUCCGGCAGAUCUCUAUAGCUGACCUGCCUGGACUCAUUGAGGGUGCUCAUAUUAAUGUUGGCCUUGGACACAGUUUUUUGAAGCAUGUAGAGAGAACAAAGAUAUUGUUGUUCAUAGCUGAUGUGCAAGGUUUCCAGCUCAGCCAUAAACAUCCCAUGAGAUCCUGUCUGGAGACUGUACUACUACUGAAUAAGGAGUUAGAACUCUAUGAUCCUGAGCUAUUACAGAGGCCAGCAAUACUGGCUGUGAAUAAGAUGGACUUGCCUGGCACUGAUGCUAUACUCAAAAGUAUCAAAGAAGCAUACAAGGAUAUAAAUUCAGUGGUUGAGACAUUACCAGAAGACAUUAGACCAGAAAAUGUCAUAGCUUUUGAUGACAUCAUUGGUAUAUCUGCUCUUAAAAGAGGCCCAAGCAUAGAAGAAUUGAAGAACCUGUUGAGAAAGAGAUUAGAUGACUUAGCCGAUGAAACUGAUCCAAACAUAGUACAUCCUAGCAAGUUAUUCAAACAAUCAAGAGCUGUUGUUAGGGAAAGGGGAUCUAAAGUUACUUAGUAUUACAAUUAAUUAAUAAACUCUGUGAUAUAAGUUGUCUCACUUUAUUGUUAGUAAACAGCCUUAUACAAUACAUUGCUAGUUUGAAUAAGUGUCAUUACAUAGUUUACUUAAUUUACAAAACAAUAAAACCAAAAAUAUA